AUGUCGAAGGACUACGACCAUCUGUUUAAACUCGUUUUGAUUGGCGACUCGGGCGUUGGCAAGUCGUGCCUCUUGCUGCGCUUUGCGGACGACGCGUUCACCGAGAGUUACAUUACUACAAUUGGCGUGGACUUUCGGUUUCGCACAGUGAAGAUCGACAACAAGACUGUGAAGCUCCAGAUUUGGGAUACGGCCGGACAGGAGCGAUUCCGAACGAUCACGAGCGCGUAUUACCGUGGAGCAGACGGUAUCAUCAUGGUAUAUGACGUCACGAGUCAGGAAUCCUUCGACCAUGUCAAUGACUGGCUGAAUGAAGUGAACAGAUAUGCCACCGAAGGCACGUGCAAGCUCCUCGUGGGUAAUAAGAGCGACAUUACCGACAACAAAGCAGUGUCGCAUGAGACAGCCAAGGCGUUUGCAGACAGCCUGUCGAUCCCGUUUUUGGAAACAAGUGCGAAGAAUGCACAGAAUGUGGAGGAAGCCUUUUUCACCAUGGCUUCGGAACUGAUUACGAUUCGCGAGAUGGUUGGUGACUCUAACCGGCCUGUUGGCACCAAGUUGUCCCAGAACGCGAAAAAAGGCGGCAAUUCCAACGGAUGCUCUUGCAACUAA
Messenger RNA from Hyaloperonospora brassicae, 612 nucleotides. Lineage: Eukaryota; Oomycota; Peronosporomycetes; Peronosporales; Peronosporaceae. The record is from the annotation of a GenBank genome assembly.